Molecule: messenger RNA, 4644 nt
Organism: Hemiscyllium ocellatum (epaulette shark)
Lineage: Eukaryota; Metazoa; Chordata; Chondrichthyes; Orectolobiformes; Hemiscylliidae
Product: HMG box transcription factor BBX
Exons: 17
Coding region: 625-2982 (785 amino acids)
Biological process (GO): regulation of transcription by RNA polymerase II
Cellular component (GO): nucleus
Molecular function (GO): RNA polymerase II transcription regulatory region sequence-specific DNA binding; DNA-binding transcription factor activity, RNA polymerase II-specific
Source: RefSeq, a predicted model, not a curated record
GUGAGUGAGAGAGAGAGAGAGAGAAGGGGGCAGCCAGUCAGCAGCACCAACUUCUCCCUCAAUUCUCCCGACUGUCAGGCGCACGGCAGCAACCAGCAGCAGAACAACAAGCAGAGACUUUUAAAACAUACAACUUCUCUCACCCAACAGCACCCCGAGCUGGGGGUGGGGGAAGAAGAGAGCACUCAUUAGAAAGAGAGAGGAGCAGACAUACACACAUAGAGAGAGAGAGAGAGGCUCUUUAAAAGGGCCGCCGGACGGACGGGACUCCAGCACCAGGUGUGAUACUGGAGUAUAGAUGAAUGUGUCAGAAAUCUCAGGGUGUACUGUUUGUUUUCAAAACUUCAGUUCUUCAAAUGGAAUUGUAAGCAGAAGAUCAAGAAAGUGAAGAAUUCUUGUUGGAAGAAAAAAAUGGGGCUGAAAUAGCAAACCUUUUUGUCAAUGAUGGAACACAAUCUCAGGAGUACCAGGUCGUGAACAAGUGAGAAGAAAAUCAGAAAAAACUGCGUCCCAUCAAAUUCCAUUUCCAUUGUUUAGGCAACCAGCUACCCUACCUCUUCCAGUAGCUGGACCACAUGCUACAAUGCAUCCGUUCAGAACACUUGGUGCUGUCAGCACAGCACCAUGAAAGCCAGCAGCAGAAAUAAAGACCACUCGGCAGAUGGCGAUGGAACUGGAAAAAGACCAAAGCGGAAGUGUCUUCAGUGGCAUCCUCUGCUUGCCAAAAAGAUGCUGGACUUCUCUGAGGAGGAGGAGGAAGAUGAGGAAGAUGAAGAUAUUGACAAGGAAACUUUGCUGAACACAGAAGGUCUUGAACAUGAGGCAGAUGAAACAGAAGAUGAUGACUCCUCUGAACAGCGAGCUCGCAGGCCGAUGAAUGCAUUUCUUUUGUUUUGCAAACGCCAUCGUUCUCUGGUUCGUCAGCAACAUCCUCGCCUAGACAACCGUGGUGCAACCAAGAUACUGGCUGACUGGUGGUCUGUUUUAGAUCCAAAGGAGAAACAAAAGUAUACUGACCUGGCAAAGGAGUAUAAGGAUGCUUUUCUGAAGGCUAACCCUGGAUACAAGUGGUGUCCAACAACCAACAAACCAUUGAAGAGUUCAUCACCUACUGUUACGACAAGAAAGAAGCUCUGGACGUUUCCAACAGAGCCCACAAAGGAGUUUCCCAUCACCAAAAGGGUGGUUAAGGCUGAGGAAAUGCCACAAAUCAACUUUGCAAUGGCAGAUCCCACACAAAUGGGAGGACUCAGCAUGCUGCUCUUGGCAGGAGAACAUGCCUUGACAGCAAAGGAGAUUUCCUCCAAUACAACACAGUCAGGGAUCCCUGACUCAACCAAGCAGUGUGGGAAUUCAGCAUUGUUUCAAUUAGCAGAGAUGUGUUCGGACCGGUUGGUAACUGAAGGAGUAAAAACUGAGCCCACCAUGUGUACCUCAGAGGAUAGCCAUACACCUGAGAUGCCCACCAUAAAUCCUGGAUUGACUGCAAAGGAUAAUGGUAUUAAGCCACAGGAAUGGAUUACUAAUGACAAAUCUUUGUCCUUGUUAACUGACACUUCUGUGACAAGUCUUAAUAAAAGUGAAAAAAUUAAAAAGAAGAAGAAGAAAAAAGUUAAACUUGAAACUACCAAAGCUGAAAAACAGACAUUUAAAAAAAGCGGCAAGAAACGGAAAUCAUCAGAGUCUGACAUGGAAAGCUUAAUGUACACGAUUGAUGCUGUUGCUAAGGGGGACUGGGGCACUGAAAAACCUUCAGGGAGCCCAAUGAAAAGUGCACGAUGCUCAGCAAAGUCAACGGAAAAUCUGUUACACUCUGUCUCCAGCCCACCAAAGAAAAAAAUGAAACCAAAACCAAUCAAAUUACCUGCUGAAAAGAUUUCAGAACUCAACAAACACUCAAAGGUUUCUGAUCUUGAGAAAGUUACCAGCAGCCCAAUCAAAACUGAAACUUUUUCUGUCACUGAGCAACUACUUUCCCAUAAUGCACUAGGUGAAGUGAAAGCUGAGAACAAGGAGAUCAGUAAAAAGACAGAAGCAUCUGGGUCCAGAAAAUCUGAGCGAUCAUGUAAAGGUGCUCUCUAUAAGACUUUGGUGUCAGAAGGAAUGUUGACAUCUUUACGGGCCAAUGUCGACAGAGGUAAGAAAGCUUCAGGGAAAGGGGGUUCGUCUGACCAUGAGGGAUGUUGGAAGGAGGAAGAUUGGUCAUUUUCAAAUAUUGGGACUAGUGGAACCAAGAAGUUGAAGAAGUUAAAACAGAAAGAUGAUUCUGCUCUCGGGUUGGGGAAUCUAGAGCAGGAGUUUGCAAAGAAAUUCAACAGCCUUCCACAGUACAGUCCAGUAACCUUUGACCGCAAGAACACAACAGUGACAAGAAAAAAGAAAAAGAAUAGGAGCGGAUCCACUGAGCAACAAAAAAGUGAUAAAGGAUCAUCUCCAUCUCAGAAAAUAGUCAGCAAGUGUAAACACCAAAAGGGGACACAUCAUUUAACUGAUAAAGCCAUAGCACCACCAGAUUCAAACACUGAGGAACAUGCAGAGAAAGCAGACCAUACUGCAUUGGUUCCAAGCAGCCCACUGUCAGCUGUUACACAAGAACCUCUUGUUGGCAGCCAAAAGCGCAAGGCGAGAAAAACAAAAAUAACACACUUAAUCCGAACAGCUGAUGGCCGCUUAUCACCUGCAGGGGAGCUGACAAAGGAGAAGAUACAUUGUAAACAGGAAAAGAAAAAACAGCCAUUAAAGACAGACAUUUCUGUUGGUGGAGUCAACUAUAGUCAUUCAGAAACUCAACAGGCAUGUAGCAUUUCUCCAGAAGUACAAACAACAUCUGCAAUCCCAGCAUUCUUCAGUUUAGCUGCCCUGGCAGAAGUUGCAGCAAUGGAGAAUGCACAUAGAGGCCAACGUGCGGUUUCUCUAAACCAUGAUGGACAGCCUAAGGAAAUGGCACAAACCUCAGUACUUAUCUCCUGUGCAGACCAAUAAUGCAUUAUUGCUUUGUAUCUUUACAAAGUCUGGAACACACGAGAUGGGUCAGUUUGACCUGAUAUUGACUGCAUUGUCGGAAUGGCACCCUGCUGUGGCUGGGUAUCUCAUAGAGCAGCUGGGAAACACUGGUUCAGCAAAGCCCCAUGGGACAAGCUCACAAUUUGAGCAUCAAACAUUUACGAAUGGAGCUAAACCAGUUUCUUCAGCUUUUGGUUCCCUAUCUGAAGGCAACCUGGUAUAUAAAAAGAAUAGCUGUUACACAGAACAACUGCCCAUGAAAUCUACUGGCAAUUCUUGCCACUGCACGCUACACGAUCAGAGUGUGAGCUACUCAAGUUUGCUGCAAAUUCUAGCUUUUCUCAAGUAACACUGAUGCACUGUGCUAGUGACUAGAUAUCGUCAACCUCGGUUUUUCCUUUUUUUAAAGCACAUUAUGAUUUUGAGUUUCAUGGAAACUUUAAUCAUGAACUUCUGCCUGAUUACUGAAAUGAUGUGGCAGGAAAAAUAUUAUUGGAAGUUCUUUACAUUUGCCCAUUGCAUUAAGAUAUUUUAUUUCAACGGCACCAUUAUUUAGUUGAAAUCUCUGUUAAUCUGUAGUUGAGUUUAAUAGCACAGCCUGUCUCUGUGCAGACAGUAAGUACCUUUUGGUUACACAUGCGAUCUUUGUGCUUUUUUUUUGUUUUCCAUGACAAUUUAAUACCUAUUAUUUUUGCUUUCUCUUGCUAAACCUCACUGACCCUGCAUUGGGGCAGAUUACUGGAUGUGACUGUUUUCCAAUAUACUGUUAAGAUGUGUAAAGUAAUUUGCUUAUUUUUAAGCAAUUAGGCACUAAUAGUGGCAGAAAUCCUGCAAAGCUUUUUAGGUCCCAACUGUUGCACUGCUGUGUUUUUUACAGUGAAUGAUUAUUAUGAUGGUUAUAGGGUUACUAAUUCAACAAAUUACUGAGGAGAUAUUCAGGUUUUAUUUCAGGUUGCAGAAGUAUAUCAGCACAAAGGAAAAAAAAGUCUUCUGUCAGACCAACAGCUAGAAUUACUGAUGUUUAGUACUGCUUAGCUUGAAUGCAAAAUAUCUUUCUUCCCAUAUUGGUUGAAGAUCAUGUUACCAGAAUGGCAAACAACAUGGACUACAAGUGAUGUUUUAAAGCAGUUGCACAAUUUUGAGAGCACGCACACAGACAGUUUCAGUGCCGUGAAGUAAUACAAGACCAGUUGCUGCCUGGGCAUUGUAGUUGUUAGUGCGACAUCUUGACAUCAACAAAUACCAGGUAUUAAUUGUUCAAGGCAGUCUAUUUUUGGGAAAUCUGCAGGGUUAUUUGGUGUACUGUAUGUAAUAUACCCAGUCUUUAUAAGCCUCACGUAAGGAAUAGUACAUGCUGUUCACAUCAGAGAUGAUUUGUUCUUUUAGAAGAUUGUGACUGGAAUUUGCAAUAAAAAGCUAAUGAUAAAUACCAUGGCACAGUUAUAAUGAAACAUGUAUUAGGUGCUGCUGUCUGAGCUAAACAAAUCUGUAGUUGAUACACAAAAUCUAAUUCUGCCUGGAUUGAACACACAUUAAACCUGAGCAAAAUCUGACUCCAGCAAAAAUGAUUUUAACACAUUUAAAUUUAGUCUAAUUUUAAUCUUGAGUAUUUUUGAUAAAUUGUCACAUUUAUAGCAAUGU